UUCUAGGAGUUCCCCUUUGAGUCCACAGUCAUCAAUAGACAGUGAACUGAGCACUUCGGAGCUGGAAGAUGAUUCCAUCUCCAUGGGCUACAAGCUGCAGGACCUCACUGAUGUUCAGAUCAUGGCUCGUCUGCAGGAGGAGAACAAACUCCGCAGAAGCAUGCCUAACCUCGCUCGGAUGCCAAGCACCCCCACCAUCAGCAGUACUGCUGGCUUUGCUGGCUCUCCUGUCACUGUGAGGAACAGCCAGAGCUUUGACUCCAAUUUGCAUGGAGCCAGUAAUGGGAUUUCAAGGAUGCAGUCGUGUAUUCCAUCGCCAGGACAGCUUCAACACCGAGUUCACAGUGUGGGACAUUUUCCAGUGUCUGUCAGACAGCCUCUCAAAGCUACUGCCUAUGUAAGCCCCACCGUACAAGGGAGCAGUAAUAGUAGCAGCAUUCCAGUGUCCAGCAACUCGCAGCUGUACUCCAACACUGGGAUCCCAAUGCUAAACAAGACUGCUGGUCAAGGCAUCGUAGGGCGCAUACGCAGUGCUCUUCCGAGACCAUCGCUGGCUGUCAAUGGGAGUGGCAUUCCCAGAAGUAAAAUUGCACAGCCAGUUCGAAGUUUUCUUCAGCCUCCAAAGGCACUGUCAUCCCUGAGCACGAUACGGGAUGGGAACUGGAGAGACGGCUGCUAUUGAUGAAGGAUGCCCCUCAGCAGUGGAAAACACAUAACACGGAUUUCAUUACCCAGCUGGCUGGGUAACCAUGAUUUGGAAAAGGAGGGUCAUACAGUAUUAUUUUCCCCAGGAUCUUAAUCUGUAACCAUCUACAAUGCCAUGUCAUUUUUAAAAAAUGAACAUCUUAUCAAAUACUAGAGAUUGCACUUAAUCCGUUACCUGAACAGCUGCAUUGCUACCAGGCUAACAAUGGCAGUGUUGGCACUUGGAACUGAAGAAAGUAUUAUCUGUGUGCAAAAUACGAGAAUAUUUCCUUGGAACGAACUAGGAGAUUUUCCUUUUGGGCAGCUUUGCUGUACUGAAGUUCUGAGAUAAUGUAUUCAGUGUAAAGGCAUCACACAUUUUAUUUUGAAUUUCGGGGUACUUAUGUAUGUGCUUGAAUUUUUUUCUAGUGUUUUCAGUACAUUUUAUUUUGUAUACUUAAGUUCAUUUAAACUUGCCUGAACCUUGAAGUACAGAGAGAUAAUUUAACUUUUUCUGUGCCAUAAAUGAUAUUUUUGGGGUAAUGUACUUUUUUAGCGCUAGGAACAUAUCUUACAAAAUCUUACCAUUGGCAAUACAAAGCAGUAUAUUUAUGUUGCAGAAGCACAAAAAAAAAAAGGUAGCAUUCACUGGAAAUUGCCAACCAAGCUGGGUCAGCAUGGUUUUGUUGGUCUGUCACCAUUUGUUGAAUUGUUAAUUUAUUGUCAUUGUGUUUUGUAUUUAAAAUGGCAGCAUAAAUCACAUUUCACUUACAAAGGUACA
Molecule: messenger RNA, 1465 nt
Organism: Ficedula albicollis (Collared flycatcher)
Lineage: Eukaryota; Metazoa; Chordata; Aves; Passeriformes; Muscicapidae
Gene: SLAIN1
Product: SLAIN motif family member 1
Exons: 5
Coding region: 83-682 (199 amino acids)
Biological process (GO): cytoplasmic microtubule organization; microtubule nucleation; positive regulation of microtubule polymerization
Cellular component (GO): microtubule plus-end
Source: RefSeq, a predicted model, not a curated record